Closterium sp. Yama58-4 is the source of this 1413-nucleotide messenger RNA. NCBI's taxonomy places the organism in Eukaryota, Viridiplantae, Streptophyta, Zygnematophyceae, Desmidiales, Closteriaceae. The record is from the annotation of a GenBank genome assembly.
AUGGAUAAUGAUGGGUCAAGGAGAGGCGGAUUGGAGCAUGGGCGACAAGGGGGAGGGCAUGUAGAAAGGGAGGGGGAGCUGGGGUUGGAAGGGAGGGAUGGUGAAGCUCUGGUUGGGGUGCUACCGCAGGGGAUGAUAGAUGGUAAAGCAGCGGGAGUGGGUUCUGGUGUGGGUGCGAGAGAGGAGAAGGAGGAGAAGCUUGGGAUGGAAGGGAGAGAUGCUAAAGCUUUGGUAAGGGUGCAACAGCAGGGGCAGGUCAUGAGGGUGCAACAGCAGGGGCAGGGCAUGCGGGUGCAACAGCAGGGGAUAAUCGAUGGUAAAGCUGGGAUAAUCGAUGGUGAAGCUGUGACGAGGGUGCAUAGGCAAGGGAUGUUGGGGUUGGGUGAAAUGAUGGGCGCAAUCCCUGAGGCGCCCCUGAGGUUGGAAGGAGCAGGGGCUGAAGCUUCCAGCAUGGACACAAUCUCUGAGGCGCCCCUAAGGUUGGAAGGAGCAGGGGCUAAAGGUCCGACCACAGUGCAAGGCGAGGGGAUGGCUGAAGCGGAGAGAACUCAACCAGGCGUGAGUGAGAGAGAGGAGGAGGGUGAGAGGCUUGGGAGCAGCACGGAGGUGGUGGGGGAUGGUGGGAGUAGCAGCACGGGAGUAUCUGCUGCUGGUGAAGGGACGGGGAGCAGCAAGGGAAGCAGCAGCAGGAGCAGCAGGGCGGGGAGUGGAGUGGUGCGGACGAUGCGCAGGCGGAUGAGCUUCUGGCGGGCGGAUUCGCUGGAGGAGAGACAGAGAGUGGUGGCGGUGGGGGAAAGGCACCUCAACGCGCUCUCGCUCUCUGCCAUCCUGCAGCGUGCACUCGCCAGAAAGCUACGCUCUGUCCCUCCCCGCUACACCCACCACCUCGACUCCAUCGACCUGCCUGCACUCGUCAAGGUCCUUCUCUCCGAAACAGGAGAGAACCUGUCCCGUUCAGACCUCAUGGCGCGGGCAAGCACUGCUGUGGCCUUGUCUCGGCAGAAGAGGGACAUGAUGGCAUUGCAAGAGCGCAUGGGCGCCCUUCAAACGGACCUGACUCAGCGGUUUGAUCUGCUCGAACGUGGGAUUAUGGCUCGGUUGCCGAACCAAGGUCAUGAGAAGGCGAGUCGCGAGGUUUGGACGGAGCAGGUGCGGCGAGAGGUGGAUGCUGCCCGGGAGGAGGCUCGGCGUGAGGUCUGGGAGCAGGCACGACAGGAGGUUGAGGAGGCUCGGCGUGAGGCACAAGAGGCUCGGGAGGAGGCUCGGAAGGAGCGAGAAGAGGUUGGGGAGAUGUUGAGGGAGUUGAGGAGGGAGAUGCAGCUGCUGAGGGUGAUGAAGGGGGGGAGGGGAGAGGGGGGACAAUGGGAGGAGAGAGGGGAGGAUGAAGGGGAAGGAGGGAAUGAAGGACCCUAA